Molecule: messenger RNA, 1472 nt
Organism: Malania oleifera
Lineage: Eukaryota; Viridiplantae; Streptophyta; Magnoliopsida; Santalales; Ximeniaceae
Product: ervatamin-B-like
Exons: 2
Coding region: 233-1273 (346 amino acids)
Cellular component (GO): lysosome
Molecular function (GO): cysteine-type endopeptidase activity
Source: RefSeq, a predicted model, not a curated record
AAUUUCAACGAAGGUAUUAAUCGGCGUUGAUUGGGGUAGCUGGUCGAAAAACCCCAGUCUGGCUGCGCAAUGUGCGCUGUUUUAGCAAGAAGCUCCAUCCCAAUACGUCAUAAAAUUUUGCAUUUCCUCUCUAUAAAUACCAGUCGAGCGUCUGAAGGAUUAUUGCAGUGAAUUGCAAACACACUUCUGCAAACUGCAGACUCUAUACACCUUAUUUGUUUAAGCAGGAAAAAUGGCAAUGAGCCCAAAACCAAGCCAUAUAAGCUUUGCUGCGUUUGUAGUGCUCAUGGGAUUCGGGAUGAUGGCUUCUCAGACCAUGUCCCGCUCGCUGCAGGAAACGUCCAUGCAAGAGAGGCACGAGCAGUGGAUGGCUCGCUACGGGCGCCGAUACAACAGCAGCGCCGAGAAGCAGAGGCGUUUCAUGAUAUUUAAAAAGAGUGUGGAGUUCGUUGAGAAGUUCAACAGCGCCGUGAAUCGGUCCUACACCCUCGGCGUCCACCAAUUUGCGGACCUAACUGAAGAAGAGUUUCUGGCCACGCAUACUGGUUAUAGUAUGCCCUUCGAUAAAAUGUCAACCGAACCGACGCCGUUUAGGUACGAAAGCAUGACUGAUGUCCCAUCCCGCAUCGAUUGGAGGGAGAGAGGAGCAGUUACUUCGGUUAAGCAUCAGCAUGAGUGCGGGUGUUGUUGGGCAUUUUCGGCAGUAGCAGCUAUUGAAGGAAUUAUCAAGCUCAAAUAUGAUAAAUUGAUCUCUCUCUCCGAACAACAACUAGUAGAUUGCAAUACAUACGGCAUGAGUAGAGGGUGUGGAGGUGGUUGGAUGAAUGAUGCAUUCAAUUAUGUUCUACAAAACCAAGGAAUUAGCAGCGAAGAAACCUAUCCCUACCAGGGAUUUGAUGGAAAUUGCGACACUCAGAGGGCAGCCUCUCCUUCAGCCAAGAUUAGUGGGUAUGAAAAUGUACCUUCAAAUGACGAGGCAUCACUGUUAAAUGCAGUAGCCAAUCAACCAGUUUCUAUCACGAUUGAUGCUUCUGGAGAAUACUUCAUGCAUUACAAUGGUGGGAUAUUUCGUGGUCCUUGUGGUUCUGGGCAUAACCAUGCUGUCACAAUUGUUGGGUAUGGAGUGGAAGAAAAUGGAGCCAAAUAUUGGCUAAUUAAGAAUUCAUGGGGUGAGCAAUGGGGUGAAAAUGGCUACAUGAGGCUGCAAAGAGAUUAUGAGGAUCCAAGGGGCCUUUGCGGCAUUGCCAUGUAUCCUACUUACCCUACUGCAUAAGUUAUAUGAAAAAGAUCCUUAGAUCAUGAUCUAAUUUGUCCACUACAUUACCUUUAUAUUUCUUCUUAAUUUGUGCACUGUUUUGUGUGUUUGAAAUUUCUAAACAAAGUAAAUCGAGUUAUAGAAGUUAUUCUAUUUGUAUCCUGAAUUAAUUUUCCUAUUGAAAUAGUUGGAAUAAAGGGUUCCUUAGUUUUGUGGA